GGGGGGAGUGUAUGGGGUUAAGGAACCUGCCUGCACUGUUCCAAAGACAAACAAGCCUAGUAGCCUUGAUUAAAGUCCAAUGGGUAUCACACACAGACAAAAUACCUUCACGGUAUACUCACCCCAGAGCGCACCCUGCAAAGCCAAAGGACUGCUGUCAUGGAUCUGGUCCACAGCUGGGGGGUCGAGCUGGUGUUGCACCUGCAGACCACAUACAGUAGCUAUGAAGGCCUGUUCAGUCUAGCUUCUACCGUGGCGGACCUGCACACCACCUACUUCUACUUCUUCCCCAUAUGGUUUCAUCUGCGGCGGGAGACAGGGCUCCGGCUCAUCUGGGUCGCUGUCAUCGGGGAUUGGAUCAAUCUGGUCCUCAAAUGGAUCCUUUUUGGAGAAAGGCCAUAUUGGUGGGUUCACGAGACAAACUUCUAUGGGGCAAGAGCAGCCCCUUUGUUGCAGCAGUUCCCGAUUACAUGUGAAACUGGACCAGGAAGUCCCUCAGGUCAUGCGAUGGGUGCCGCAGGGGUCUGGUAUGUGAUGGUGACAGCCAUACUUGCUAUGGCAAAGGACAGACAAUCCACAUGGUCAUUGACUUGUCUGAUGUUGGCUAUCUGUCCUCUCACUGCUUUCUAUGGCAGAGUUCUAAAUGUGGUUCUGUGGGUACUCAUGGGCUUGGUGGCCCUGGUGGUGUGCAUGUCCAGAGUCUACAUGGCUGCCCACUUCCCACAUCAAGUGAUCGCCGGGAUCAUCACAGGCACAUUGGUGGCCGAAGUCCUUUCAAAAGUAAAAUGGAUCUACAACGCCAACUUGAGGAUAUACACAUUGACCACAAUUCUCUUGACCACCUUUGCUGUGGGCUUCUACGUUUUGCUCAAAGCUCUGGGUGUGGACCUUCUGUGGACCCUGCAGAAGGCCCAGAGGUGGUGCGCCAGGGCCGAGUGGGUGCACAUGGACAGCACACCUUUCGCCAGCCUCCUACGGAACAUGGGUAGCCUGUUGGGCCUUGGGCUGGGCUUGCACUCACCGUCUUUGCAUGGCACCUCCAACGCUUUCAAAGCAGGCAGUAUAGUCAUCUCUCUAGCCCUACUUAGGCUCUUGGACUCGUGGACAUUUCCUUCUGAAAAUCUGGUAGCUUUCUACUGCUUGUCCUUUGGUAAGAGCACAGUUGCACUUUUAAUCCCUACCAUGUUGGUCCCGCGAGCUCUCUGCUGGAUGAACUUGAGAGGCAGAGGCAGUAAGAGCUUGUGAUCUGUGGUAUGUUUCAUUUUGGUGCUAGAGUGUUUCAUAUGGACCUUUUUAGGCAAUGAUAGUGUGCUAGAAAUGAAAGAAAAUGUAGUUUUGUAUCUUGUGGAGAGGUAAUGUACAUUUAUUGUUUUUGUAUACACAAAGCAUUCAUGAAGCUGGUUUUAUUUCAAAAUAAGGGUAGAGACUAACUAAAAGCUAGCUGAGUGUCUAGAUGCUACUACAUUUAGUUUCUGGCUUUGGCUUUUUACAAAUGCUUUUAAAUUUUUUUUUUAAUGUUGUGAUUCUUGAAAGGAAACCUCGGACUUAAAGACUUGUAGGCUCUUAUAAGCCACAAUUGUUCUCUUUUACUAAAAUAUGUUAUUAGAAAUACAUGAAAUAUUGCCAUUGAUUUAAAAAUUAAUAAUAUUUAGUACAUGUUUUGACCCAUGGAGGGCGCCAUGUUUGUAUACCUGCAAUGGACGCUCGGGGUGAUAACGUAUAUUGUCACUGUCACUUGACGAAUACAAUUCCUGCAAUUCUUUCUACGCGGCGAGACGUCCAACACAUGCACUCAUCGGUUAAAAGCUGUGAGUACUCACCAUUUGUGUUUUUAUUGAGUCUUACAAUACUUUUCAUUGCCUCAAAAUACUUUUUGCAUGUGUUUCCCCUCUCCUAUUUUUAAGCAUUGUGUUUUCUUGUGGUAGCCUUAAAGCUGAUUGUUCACCUGUUGACCACAUUAGUCACGUAGCAUAUUUAAACCACCUUUAUUUGAUAUUACUAUGUUUAAGUAUUUUCUUAAGGCAUCUUUAGUAUGUUCUGUCUGUAUGCAUCUAAACAAAACAAGCUGAAAGCCCACGGUGUCCAAUUCACCUCAUGUAGAUGUUUCGCCAGUGUAGCACAUUUUGGCAGAACACCGUUUUUUUCCCCCUACUCUCGUCUCAUCCCGUCUUUCCUGUUCGUUUUGUGAAAUAUCGACAGUGCUGUCAUGCUUAUUAAUGUUCCUCUUCGGUUGAAAUUGAAAGGGUUGAACAGAUGACUUUUAUGUCGCUGGGCUCAUACUCUGGAAGCACGGCAGCAAUGUCACCACCAAUGGCGACCUACUAGUUAAACUAAUUUUACAAAUUGUAUAAAAAUCAACAAUUUCAAUAUCAAAUUAUUUGAACUCAUAUUAAUGUUUAUCUUGUAAGAAGUACAAAUUUUUCUAACCUUGGAUCCCUUAAAAUAUAUUCAGAUCAGUUCAAAACAGCAUUAUUGACUUUGUUCUAUUUUUGCAUCCGAGCGAUUAGACUUUUUUUUUGGCUCACUUGUGACUGGCUGGAAUAAGAAGUUCCAGUUAAUUGGUACUUACCAAAUAUGAGCUUCCCGCAAUAGCCGGUGUUUUUCUUCCACAGGCCACCUUGCACUGAUACUGAUUAAUUGUGCAUGUUAAACAUUAACUCAAGCAUGCGUCGCUCAUCAGCCGGCCCACAUAGUGACACAACACACGCCACAGGAUCAAGGAGCACAAUGUGUUGUGGAAGACACGCGUUGCACUAAAAAGUAAAUUAAAUGCAUCAAAGAGUCCAGCUUAUAAACAAUUUUCUAUUUUUGAAAUGCCAACCCACUCUGCAAAAUUACAUCUUUGCAAUUUUGUUCUGUUUAUGGAUUCACUGAAAAAUUCACCUAUUUGUGCUUUCUGUACAGCCGUACUGUAAAUAUUAACUGUACUUUCUAGAGUCUGCUAACUUUUGUCAGGCAUCUGAGGCCACUGAAUCACCUGAUUCAUUUAAGUCCAAGUUGCUUCCAAUAUGCCUACUAAUUCAAUUUAGUCGACCAAAUCAACUGGAUCAAAAAGUCAGUCAAUGUGGGUCAGCAGUUCUACAAAUGAGUCAAAGUAACUCACCCAAUUCAUCUGAAUAAUCAGAGUAUGCUGACUCAAGUCAGUAAACCAGUCUGAGUGCAGUGGCCUUGCAUACACUCAAGCAGCCAGCCAGAAGACUCAUAUCAGUCAUCGCUGAAUAAGUAGAAAGAUUCGGAACAUGAAUGAUCCCUAUGAUGUCAUAACUUACUGCAGCUGAUUGCACAAAACCAAACCUUCACAAGGUGGAAUGAUCAAGUAAACAAUAGUGAAUGGCAUGAAUUAUGACUGUUCAAUGAUUGUGCUACUCUGAAAUUCAAUAUUGUGUAUUUUAAUCCCUCUUAAAAUAAAGGAUUUAUUCCUGAUCACUCGUUUUCUUUUAAGUAUGUUGCAAAUUCUGACAAUAUUUUUUCACGUAGGUAUUUAGUUACCAAUUUUUAUCAUAUGCUCAAUUGUGUAUAGCCACAAACUUGCAUACAUACUGUACACUAGAAACUGCAAUAUCUGGAGAAAUUACAAUGGGGCUUUUCUGUGGUUAAUACAAAUCUUUUAGGUCACUUCUUGUUGACUUGGGGAGACUUCGUAUUGAUAACAGGGUCACUUCCUGUUGAUUUGGGGACACUUCGGAGACACGUCCUGUUGAUAUCAGGUCCCAAAAUGUCAAUAUGCUGUAAUGGUAAGUAGUUAAAAAUGGCAAGAACCUGUUUUCCUGCCAUUAAAAAUGAAUGGGAAAUUUGGACGUACAUGACUGUCAAUGGCAUCCCUUUAGAAAUGAAUGCGACAGUUUUUGCCGAACUUUGGGGGAACCGUACAUUUUUGCCAAAUUCUGUAACUUUUAUGCCCCUUCCUGGAAUUUUUUUUAUGUGUAAGAUCAUUAUGUGUAAAAAAUAAGUAGCGUUUUGAAAAUUUUUUGUUUUGGAAAAAAAAAACGUUUUCGUGUGAACAAAAAAUUUUUGGAGGUCGUUUGAAAAAUUCCCGGCGUAACAUAAAAAUUUCGGUCAUUUUGACAUUUGAAUGGUGACGCUUGGUCAAACGGUUUGGGCUUUGCGCUGCGCCGAAGAAACGCCAUUCCGUAGACUUCAAAAAUCUAAUAAAUAAAAUGUUAUGAAGUCUAUGGUCAUUCAAAAAAAAAAAAAAAAAAAAAACAUACAACAUGUCAACUGUCAAUAUUUUGUGUGGCCACCACUAUUAUCCAGAACUGCCUUUACUCUCCUGGGCAUGGAGUUGACCAGAGCGUCACGGGUUGCCAUUGGAAUGCUCUUCCACUCCUCCAUGACGACGUUGCGGAGCUGCCGGAUAUUUGAGACUGUUUGCACCUCCACCUUUCACUUGAUGAUCCCCCAAAGAUGUUCUAUUGGGUUCAAGUCUGGAGACAUGCUUGGCCAGGCCAUCACCUUUACCCUCAGCCUCUUCAGUAAAGCAAUGGUCAUCUUGGAGGUGUGUUUGGGGUCAUUGUCAUGCUGGAACACCGCCCUGCGACUCAGUUUCUGGAGGGAGGGGAUCAUGCUCUGCUGCAGUACUUCACAGUACAUGUUGGAGUUCAUGUUUCCCCUCAAUGGAAUGUAACUCUCCAACACCUGCAGCACUCAUGCAGCCCCAGACCAUGACAUUCCCACCACCAUCAUGCUUGACUGUAGGCAUGACACACUUGUCUUUAUACUCCUCACCUGGUCGCCGCCACACAUGCUUGAGACCAUCGGAAUCUAUCGGACCAUAGGACAUGGUUCCAGUAAUCCAUGCGCUUUGUUGAAAUUUACAGUAUUUAGCAAACUGUUUGCGGGCUUUCUUCUGUACCGUCUUCAGAAGAGGCUUCCUCCUGGGGUGACAGCCAUGCACACCAAUUUGAUGUAGAGUGCGGCGUAUGGUCUGAGCACUAACAGGUUCUUCACCUCUUCAAUCUCUGCAGCAAUGCUGACAGCACUCCUGCAACGAUCUUUCAAAGAAAACAUUUGGAUGUGACGCUCAGCACGUGCGCUCAGCUUCUAUGGGCGACCAACCCGAGGCCUGUUCUGAGAGGACCCUGCUCUUUUAAAACGCUGGAUGAUCUUAGUCACUGUGCUGCAGCUCAGUUUGAGGGUUUGGCAAUCUUCUUGUAGCCUUGGCCAUCUUCAUGUAGCACAACAAUACGUCUUUUAAGAUCCUCAGAGAGUUCUUUGCCAUGUUGUGCCAUGUUGGAACUUUCAGUGACCAGUAUGAGAGCGUGUGAGAGCUGCACUACAAAUUUGAACACACCUGCUCCCUAUUUACACCUGGACCUAGUAACACUAACAAGUCACAUGACAUUUUGGAGGGAAAAUGACAAGCAGUACUCAAUUUGGACAUUUAAGGAUGUAGUUUCUAAGGGGUGUACUCACUUUUGUUACCAGGGGUUUAGAUAUUAAUGGUUAUAUUUUGAGUUAUUUUGAGGGGAAAAUAAAUUAACUCUAUUAUAUAAUCUGCAGAGAGACUACUUUUCAUCAUGUCAAAGUGUCUUUUUGUCAGUGUUGUCCCAUGAAAAGAUAUACUUAAAUAUCUGCAGAAAUGCAAGGGGUGUACUCACUUUUGUAAUACUGUAUUUGACAGUUUAUGUGGGUAUAGCAUGUAGUGGGACAAGGUCCGUGAAGAAAAUCACGUGUAUGACAUAAUAACCUUGUGACAUUUUCUCUCCGGUGUAUGAUCUCAAGCCUUCAUUACAGCAAUCUUAUCUGUAAGCUUCGUCUUAAGUCUCGUAAUAAUUUACGUUAACAUAUCGCAGCAAUACCCCUGCGAGAGGGAGGCCCGCAAGCAACGAGUGCUAAUAACUGGCGAGCGUUGACAAGGUUGCACAACUUGUUUUUUUUAGAUUACUUGUUUUGUACGCAUGUUAUCUUAUCUCGGUGAAAACAACAUGAGUCCAAUGUAUUCAUGCUCAAAACAAUUGUCCAAUGUCAACCAGAAGUCCUUAGAAAGAUGCUGAUCUUCUCUGUUUUUAAUUUGUAUGUUCACAACUAGGUGGAUGAGUUCAACGGCGUGGGAAGUCCUCGUCAAAAUGUAUUGUCUUUGUCAAAAGAAGCCGCACCUCAUUUUUUUCCUACAAAUACUAAAAUUAUCUAAAAAGAAUAGCUUAGCAUUUUGUAUAAUUUUUGUAUUUUAUCCACAAAAAAGAUCAUUUUUAGGGGAGUAGAAAAGUCAUUUUCUAGAAGUCAAUAUUAGGGGGGAGAAACUUUUUUUUUUAAUAUAUAUAUAUAUAUAUAUAUAUAACACAGGGUUUUUGGGAAAGAAAUGUAUAGAAAAAGUCAUAUUUUGUCAAACAAGGGCAGAAUUUGCAUGUAUUUAUUCAUAAAGAUGGGAGGUUGAGUACUCAGGACUUUUUAAUAUUGCAAGUUAUAUUUUUUCCAGAAAUAUGAACUAGAAUGAGUAUUUUUAGACAUGUAAAACAGUACAGUAUAGCCUACUAAUAAAUUAUAUUUACCCAAAAAUUUAAUCUCUGAGAUUUAACAUUUAUAAAUGAUGUACAUUUAUUGUCCUAUUCCUAUAUAAAGGACUAAGAAAUGUCAAUUUGGUACAUUUUUGUUUUGUGAAAUUAAUACAUAUGUUCCACAAUAACUUUAAAAGGUUUAAAAUUUACCUGUGUAUAUAUACAAUAUAUUUUUUUAAACAUGCGCUCGCAUUUUGAAAGUGCCUUUGAGAGCUCCUUGUUAAGAACCUAAACAUCAACAUGACUACUGCAUGUAUAAAAGUUAAUAUAUUUGAUGACAACAGAAAACCUAAACAUCAGUAGUUUGCCCCUUUUUAUAAAUAUAUAAAGUCAUGUGAAAAAAUGUGGACACCCCAUUAAAUAUUCUGUUCUUCAUUAAGAAAUGUUCACAUAUCAAUGUCUGAUCUGGUUUUUAUCUCUGGAAGAGACAGUAAUUUAAUUGCAAGUAAACAACAAAAAUUAACAUAUUUGGUUUAAUGAGUAAAACAAUAUAAACAAAAAUGCAUAUUCUAACUGAGGAAAAAGUUAGGACACCUGACCACCUAAUAGCUAGUGUUACCCCCUUUGGCUGAAAUAAUUUCAGUCAGACGCUUUUUGUAACCCUCUACCAGUCUUUUGACAUCGGUCUGAAGAAAGUUUUUCCCACUGAACGCAGAAUACUUUCAGCUGUAAGAUGUUUGAGGGGUUUCUUGCAGGUACAGCUCAUUUCAAGUUACCCCACAGCAUCUCAAUGGAAUUAAAAUCUGGGUUUUGACUCGGCCCUUCCAGGACUCUCCAUUUCUCUUCAGCCAGUCCUUGGUGGAUUUACUGGUAUGUUUUGGGUCAUUGUCAUCUUGCAGGAUCCAGUUUCGCUUCAGCUUUAAUUUUUUUCACAGAUUAUCUCACAAUUUCCUCAAGUACCCUCUGAUAUAUGAAAGUAUUCAUGGCAGAUUCGAUGAUGGUGAGCUGGCCAGGUCCUCCUGCAGGAAAGCACCCCCAAACCAUGACACUUCCACCUCCAUGCUUCAACGUUGGUAUGAGGUACUUUUCCUGCAAUGCUGUAUUGGGUUCACGCCAAACAUGUCCUCUGUUCUGGUGUCCAAAUAAUUCAAUUUUACUGCUUUCAUCUGUCCAAAGAACAUUAUUCCAGAAAUCCUGGUCUUUGUCUACAUUCACUCUGGCAAACUUCAGUCGGGCCUUCAUGUUCCUCUUGGAGAGCAAAGGUUUUCUCCUUACACACCUCCCAUGAAGGUUAAACUUUGUGAAGUCUUUUUCUGAUUGUAGAGGCAUGCACUUUCACAUCAAACGUAGGAAGAGGUAGGUCCCGUGAUGACAUUUUAGGGUUUUUGGAGACUUCUUUUAGCAUCUUGCGGUCUGGUCUCGGGGUGAAUUUGCUCAGCUGGCCAUACCAGGGCAUGUUGGCAGUUGUUUUGAAUGUCCUCCACAUGUAGACUGUUUUCCGGACAGUCGAAUGGCUGAUUUUAUAGUCUUUUGAAAUCUCUUACCAGACUCAUUUUUUAUUCUUUCUGAAGGCCUCAGAGAGCUCCUUUGGUCUCACCAUGGUGUUUUCUCUCACUUCAACAGUGAGGGGCACACCAAACUAAAAGUGAGGUUUGAAUAAGGCAAGCCUCCUUCAAAACGCUGGGUAAUGAUGUUCUGAUCAUGUGCACCUGAUGUGAUCCCCUGUGUGAUUUUUACCCAUUUUAAGAAGGAUUGAAUGUGGGGGUGUCCUAAUUUAUUCCCCAUCAGAAAUUGCAUUUUACAGAGAGUUAUAAAAAAACCCAAUUCUUUUUCAGUUGUAAUUGUUUAUUUCUAUUACUUGAAUCUCUCAAGAUAGUUAAAAUUGAUAGUAAAUAUCCAUAUGACCAAAUAUUUUAGAAAGCACACAGGCUUCCAUAGGGUGUCCCAAUUUUUUCACAUGAUCUAUAUACAUAUACAUAUAUAUACAUAUACAUAUAUAUAUAUAUACAUAUACAUAUAUAUAUAUAUAUAUAUAUACAAGGCUGAAAAAGCAGUUUCUGGUCUCGCACCAGUCUUUAAAAUAAAUUGCUGUAUUUUAAGCAGAUAGAACAAUAUGUCUAUAUGCUGCCAUUGCAGAUUCAUGGCGCAUUAAGUCCCUGAACUAUUUAUAAUUGGUCCGUUUUACCCUGGAAACCCUGGUUUACAGACGUCGUGCAACCGCUUUUGUUUCAACCUACCCAUAAAAAUUUAAGUAGUCGUAUUUAUUAUUCGAAAUGUCUGUCAUUUUUAGCUUUGAAUCAUUAACUGUCACAUAUUUCCUGCCUGUUCUAUUUGCACUUUAUCUCCUACCUUUAGGAUCAAUUAUAAAACAUAAUAUCUCUUCAUUUUUAUGCUGACGACCUGCAGCUGUAUCUGCCCUAGACCCAACGAACAAACUGCUCUCACUAAAUUGAUGGAGUGCAUAUCCAAUGUGAAGCAGUGGCUAGCAUGAAACUUCUUACAUCUUAACGAGAGCAAAACGGAAUAUUACUUUUGGCACACCUUCCAUGAUGAAUGCCCUUGAGCCAAACACUGGCGGCCUGGCUCCCUUUUUUAAGACAUGUUAAAAACCUCGGAGUGAUAUUUGAUAACAGGCUCAACUUUGAAAAACAGAUUAGUUCUGUUGUAAGAGCAAGUUUUUUCCAGCUCCGUCUCUUGGCCAAAGGGAAGCCUUUUCUUAGUCGCCACGACCUUGAAAAAGCAAUUCACGCUUUUAUUAGCUCAAGGCUGGACUACUGCAAUGCACUUUAUGUUGGUCUUCCCAAGUCCUCGAUUUCUCGUCUUCAUCUUGUUCAAAAUGCUGCUGCUCAUUUUUUAACUUGUACGCAUAGACUUGAGCAUAUUACCCCCUUGCUUUCAUUGCUCCACUGACUUCCAGUCCCUUUUAGAAAUGAUUUCAAACUUUUACUGUUUGUUUUUAAUUCUAUUAAUGGCCAGGCUCUUUCCUAUUUAUCGGAAAUUUUAACCCUCCCCAACUCUGGCAGGGCUCUUCGUUCUACCUAUCUUCUUUUGCAAAUUCCGAGGUCAAGACUUAAGCGGUGGGGGGACUAAUCUUUUGCAGUUGCUCCCCCCAGGUUAUGGAAUGGCCUACCCCCUGAAAUCCGUACCAUUACCAAUUUAGGCCUUUUUAAAUCUCGUUUUUAAAAACACACUUUUUUACUUUUUUUCUCCUGACUAGGGUAGCCUGGUUUUAUUUCUUCAGGGUUUUAAUGUUUUCGGAUUCUGCUUUAUUUUUUAAUUUGCUGUUUUGACUUUUAUCCUGAUGCAUUGUUUUGUUUUUCUUCAUGUCAUAGUAUAGUACCUUCCUUCCUUUUAUCUUUCAUGAACCAUAUUUGUCUUUGUUGUAAAGCACUUUGAGGGCCUGUCAGGUUUUUGUAAAGGACUAUAGAAAUAACUUUGAUCAUAUUUCGUUUGAAAAGACUUUUAAAAAAUUAUUCACUCGCAUAUUUUAAACUUUUAAACAAAUUACGUCACAAUGAAAAAAUUAGCGUCUUUAAAACAAAGUCACGGAUAUCUACCUCAUAACUAUCGCUUAAUCGCUUAUUAGAUAGUCGCAUUUUCUCCAAUAUGUUAGAUAAUCGAUCGAAAAAGAAAAAAAAAAGUUUAAAAGGGGGAAAUAUAUGAAAAUCUCGACCACUCCUUGAUGUCUGCGAUUUCUGCAUUGCGAUCCUUGUUAUAUUACCAUGUUUCACCCAUAAAAUCCCCCCAAAAUCCGGCUGUGGCAAUUCAAAGGUGUGUCUUGACACUCGGUGAUACAUGCUACAUGGAGUUUUUGGAUCGAAAAGAGGCAAGUACGUGACAUCUCGUUAAAAUCAUGGCUCUCACCUCCAGUUAGGGUUUUGCUGUUUACAAUGUUAAUUUUUCUACCCCCAGAAAAUUGAGAUUUUAAGCUUUCCAAUAAUGCAUCACACAUGCAUAUAGGACAAUUUUGAAAUUUGGCCAAAUUGGGGUCUCAGAGCGGAACUUCAAGUCACCCGAGUGUUUUCCGAAGAUACCAUCCUAAACAUAAGAUCCCCAGGAGUUUUCUGUCCCAACCCAUCAGUAAAGAAUGUUCCAGCGUAUCAAUACGCACCAGUGACACCUUGAGGCCAUAAACUGCAACACAGUUAAUGGAAAUAAAAAACUCACAUUUCUUAAAAAAAGUUUUAUUCUAUAGAAUCAAUAUUUUUAUGAGGUGAUUUUUGUGAAUCUAUAAGCUGACUGUACAGCAUAAAACUUUCCUUGUCAACCAUUCUUCUGGCAAAGAACACAAAAGUUGCUCUGGAAACGGCUUACAAGCUCUAUAAAUGAAAUCACUGUCAAAUUAAAAAAGUACGCACUUGCUGAGAAUACGACUUCCCGAGCAUUUAAUGUCUUUAAAACAGGAAAAAAAAAAAAAGUCUUACAAUUAAAAAAAAAAACCGUGUGAAGUCUUCAUCUUGGUAUGAUGUAUGUAUAGGGAUUGUUUGAUUGUACUGAAAUGACGGAUCGUGCAAACUGGAUGGUUUUUGGCGGCUCUCAGUACAAGGCUUCAGCGUUACUGCUUCGAGGCCUCUUAAUCUUCUCAAUGUUCUUUAGGAUCAUAUCGUGUAGCGCCACCUGCAGAUGAAAACGAGGCAUAAGCUUGUGCAAGUUGCAUUAAAACCCAGAGAUUGUCGCUCCCGAAACACGUACGUAUUGAUUUCGGAGUUCCGAUACAAUUAUCUUCAGACUGAUGUAUUCCUUUUCGUCAAUCUCUGUUACUGUGCGCCGAUAGUCCUCCUAACAGACAACAUUAUUAAUUUUUUUUUUUUUUUGCUUAUUUCUUAGUCUUGUAUGACAAAAACGUAAAAAAGUUAUGGGCUCACCACAUGAGGGUAUUUUGCUAUUUUUGAAACCAGCUUUGCUCGAGUGAUGUAAUAUCUGCAACAAGAUGAACAUACAACUGCAUUAACCAGUUUUAACCUGUAUAUCAAGAGUAAUCUCAUGUUGAACACUGAUCGGGCUGACCUUGAUAUCUGGUCCAGGUAAGAGGCUGCCUCGCCUUCCACUGUCCUGAGCUCAGCCACUGUCUCCUCCUGGAUGGACACUCCAAAGUUGUUGCCAUCUUCUAUCCUGGGAAUCAGCAGCUGCACCCACAUUUUUACCUGAGCGGCAAGAAAACACGAAACUUACAGACUGAUUCUCAAAAAUGUCCCACAAGUGCUUCCAGUCAAACGACGCUCACCGUGUUGCAUUUCUCUAUAAGCGUCCGGAUCUCCGGUUUGACCUUUUCGAUGAGUUCCACCAGGUUGUUGUUACUCUGCAUCAUCCCACCAGGCAUGACGAAGACUUUUGUGCCGGUCACUGAGCGGGAAAAGGAAUUAAUAUGAGGGGCCCUAGUCUUCCCCUGAGAGAAAAAAGCCAAUGACAGGCGGCAGCUCACCCUUAGCCUCUGUAGCUCCAUCCUCCAGCUUUCUCUUUUUGGCAUUUUGCUGCAAAAAAAAAAAAAAAAACAA
Corythoichthys intestinalis (scribbled pipefish) is the source of this 11929-nucleotide messenger RNA. Its product is annotated as glucose-6-phosphatase catalytic subunit 1-like. Bases 160 to 1245 code for a protein of 361 amino acids. The record is from RefSeq and is a predicted model, not a curated record. Gene Ontology annotation, molecular function: glucose-6-phosphatase activity. Gene Ontology annotation, cellular component: membrane. The transcript is spliced from 5 exons. Gene Ontology annotation, biological process: gluconeogenesis; glucose 6-phosphate metabolic process. NCBI's taxonomy places the organism in Eukaryota, Metazoa, Chordata, Actinopteri, Syngnathiformes, Syngnathidae.